AAGUGAACGUCUCAGCUCGUUUGGCAGUGAAAGGUCUGACACAAGCCUCAGCGUUACACAACUUACACCGGAGUGAAGGAGAGACAGCAUCCCAAAAGAUCGCCUUAUGGAUUCUCCUCGCCAAUCCAAGAGGGCUAACCUGAAUCGAGAGCCAAAGCGCAGCCAGAAUCAGUCCAGCACUCCUCCUCAGAAAGACGCCUAUGCCAGGCUGCUCAGCCAGCACCGCAGCAGCAAGUUCAGCUCGUAUCUGGAACAAUAUGCAAAGGACUCGUCUCUUCAAAGGGAAGGAAACGGGCCGAGCCCACUGCUCAGAGCCCAGAGUGACAGGCUGAACAUACCGCAGCGAAAAAGAGACCAAGUGUUCAAUGAUUUCUCUGAUUCAAGUGACUUCUCCCCAUCCUCCAUGAAAUCUAGAGGCGAGGAGAGCUCGCUGUCUUUGUACAUGGAGAAACUGAGCGUUCGCAACGCUCAGCAGGACUGUGAGAGGAAGCAGGGUGUGUGUGACAGGCAGCGACGGGGACAGAGGAGGGACACCGCCACCAGCCAAGACGGAGACAUCGAAUCUGGAGAGGAGUUUGGUUCUUUAAAUCCAAAUGAGAUGAAGAAACAGCAAAAGCAGCAAAGGAAAAGCAAGGACUCUAACAGAGAUGCUGCCUCCAAGGAGACGGACUCGUUUGUUGGACAAUCCCCAAAGAAAGCCGGUACAAGUGGGCAGGAACAAGAGAAGAUGAAGAAGUCAAAGAAGAAAAUGUUGCACCAAGAAGAGGAGAAAAACAGAGAAGGGAUCAUGACGUCUGGAGCUGAUGCUCAGAUGUUAAGGCCCAAAUCCCCUCAUGGUAAAGAGAAAAGACAGCCCCAAGCUUCAGGUGCCAAUUCUCCAGCUGACAAGAACAAGAACAAAGGAGGCAGAGGGCAAAAGAAGCCAGUGUUUGAACCCUACAUGGCCUAUGAGGAUGUUUGCCAUGGCCUCAAAAGAGGAGAACUUAUUCACGGACAAUUAAGAAUCAACCCCAAGAAGUACCAUGAAGCUUUCAUCCCGUCUCCUGAUGACACACGUGAUAUAUUCCUGGAUGGGAUUGUUGCUCGCAACAGAGCGCUGAAUGGAGACGUUGUGGUGGUGCAAAUCCUCCCUCAGGAGCAGUGGAAGGUGGUGAGGUCAGAUACCGACUGCGAGGGCGCCAGCGAGUCAGAGACCCAGAAAGAACACGUGGUGCAAAGAGCUCAGAAGAAGACAGAGCGGGCCCCGAGUCCUGAUGUUAUUGUGGAGGACCAGUGCAGCGACCAGGAUGAAAUCGUCAGCAAGAAAAUCAGUGACACAGUAGGGAAACCUCUGGAAGACACAGCAGCACCACGGUCCAACGGGGAAAUACUGCAAAAGACUGCUAAAGUCGUGUACAUCGUCGAGAAGAAACACUCGAGAGCUGCUACUGGCUUCCUGAAGUUCCUGCCAGACAAGCCCUUCGCCAUGUUCUCCCCUGUGGACCACCGGGUGCCGCGGAUUAACGUUCCCCUCGCUGACUGCCCCGAAAACUUCAGGUCCCGCUCGGGUGACUACACCAACACCCUGUUCAUCUGUCGGAUCACCAACUGGCCGGCCGACAGCAACUUUGCAGAGGGGCAUCUCGCUAAGACACUGGGCCAAGCUGGAGAAAUCGAGCCAGAGACCGAGGGCAUCCUGACGGAGUACGAUGUCGAUUUUUCUGAGUUCUCAGAUGAGGUAUUGGACUGCCUCCCUAAGAACCUGCCCUGGACCAUCCCACCGGAGGAGCUGAGGGAGAGGAGAGACCUGAGGACGGAGUGUAUCUUCACAAUCGACCCGGCGACUGCCAGAGAUCUGGACGAUGCCCUGUCCUGUAAACAACUCCCAGAUGGAAACUUUGAGGUGGGAGUUCACAUCGCUGACGUGAGUUAUUUUGUGGAGCAGGACAACACUCUGGAUGCCGUCGCCAGCCAAAGAGCUACAAGUGUGUACAUGGUUCAGAAGGUGAUCCCCAUGCUGCCGAGGCUGCUGUGUGAGGAGCUGUGCAGUCUGAACCCUCUAACCGACAGACUCACUUUCUCUGUCAUUUGGAAGAUCACACCUGAGGGAAAGAUCCUGGACGAGUGGUUCGGCCGCUCAGUCAUUCGCUCCUGCGUGAAGCUGAGUUACGACCACGCUCAGAGCAUGAUCGAGGCCCCGGAGAAGAUGUUCCCUGCUGAGGAGCUGCCACCUGUGGACCCAGUGCACUCCAUCGACGAGAUCCACCAGGCUGUGCUCAACCUGCACUCUAUCGCCAAGAACCUCCGAGCUCAGCGCUUCUCAGGAGGAGCCCUCAGACUGGACCAGUUAAAGCUUUCUUUCACCCUCGACAAAGAGACAAUGAUGCCUCAAGGCUGCUACGUUUACCAGUACAGAGACAGCAACAAGUUAGUGGAGGAGUUCAUGUUACUGGCUAAUAUCGCCACAGCCCACCACAUUUACCGCAAAUUCCCAGAGUUGGCCCUGCUCAGGCGCCACCCCCCACCCAAGACCAAGAUGGUGGACGAGCUGCAGGAGCUGUGCGACCAGCUGGGAAUCGACAUCGACUUGUCCUCUGCAGGAGCGUUACACAAGAGCCUCAAUACCACUCUUGGUGAUGAUGAGUACACCAGCGCCAGAAAAGAAGUCCUCACACACAUGUGCUCCAGACCCAUGCAGAUGGCGUUGUACUUCUGCACCGGCGGGCUGAAGGAGGAAAAGCUCUUUAAGCACUACGCCCUCAACGUUCCUCUCUACACACACUUCACAUCACCCAUCAGACGCUACGCUGACAUCAUCGUGCACCGGCUGCUGGCCUCCUCACUCAAGUGUGGACCUCCGUUAGGACUGUCGACAGAGGAAGUCCAAAAACAGUCAUCACACUGCAAUGACAAGAAGACCAUAUCCAAGAGGGUUCAGGAGCUCAGCUCUGAGCUCUUCUUUGGAGUGUUUGUAAAGGAGUGCGGCCCACUGGACUCCGAGGCCAUGGUGAUGGGGGUGCUGGAUCAGUCCUUUGAUGUGCUGGUUCUCCGAUACGGCGUACAGAAACGCAUCUACUGCAAGUCUAUUGCGGGCCUGGACACGUUCCACCAUCGUAGGGUGGGGAAGAAAUCAGAGCUGACGCUGCUCUGGACACCAGAGGACCUGGAGAAUCCUCCCAUAGAGCAGAUCAUUUCAAUCUUCACAUUAGUGGAGGUGCAGCUCAAAGCCGACGGCGCGCCGAUGAAGUACAGCGCCGCGCUCAAGAGGCCCGAGGACAGCCGAUCAUAAACACACAGAUACUUGAAUGGAAGUUUGGAAUUGCACAUUUUCUUUAGUUGAUUAAUAGAAGUGACUUGUUUAACUGACAUAUAGUAUAGAGCCACAGGUACUGUGGUCGGCAUAGAAAUCACUCAUCAGACCAGAGUCAGAAUUCAGCUGAAACUCCAGUUCUGAGUUUUUAGAAGCCUUGAAGGUUUAGUUUUUCAUGUUUUUAACCCACUUACUGCCCACAUGCGUACACAUCACCGCUGUCCAUUUUCCAACGUAUAUUAUACCUCUUCUUUGGUUGCAUUAGUUUCUGAAAUGUAUAGAAGUGAUAGACUUGCAUCACCGGUGAAACGUCUGCAAGUUCACUUUCAUAUUGACGUCAAAUUUAAAAAAAAAAGUUUCAACAUUACCCAGGUAUAACUGGAAAGUGGCAGGCCGUAAAAUGUACAGUAAGUGGUUUGAAAUGUGUGAAACCGACGACACGUUCAAGGCUCAACGCUGCAGCUUCUCAGCGACUCGUCGUGGAUUUCAAAUUGAAUUCUGGCUCUGCUCUGAUGGUGAACGAAUCGAUGAAGCGAUGAGCUUUACUUUGCUGUUGAUUUAUUGACCUAUUGAGGUCAGUUCCGAUGUGAUAUAAGUUGUCGUACACAGUCUAAUGUGUGAAAACUGAUUUUUAACUAUUUUAAGCUUAAUCGUAUUGACUAGCUGCCUGGCGUGAGGUUGAGAAGAGACCCGUGGUGGUGUUUUGUAAAGCAAUAGUUUACCACACUACUGAAUUUUUAUUCAUUUGGCCUCAUCUCUGAUUAACUCUUCUUAUUGUAACUCUACUUGAAGUCGCCGUGGCCUCAGUGAAGCUACACGAGUCACAUGGUACAGAUGUAGCAGCAAGAUGAAAACAUUCAACCACGUCAGUCUCAGAACAUUAACAGUCAAACGGCUACUACGCGUCAUCCGUGACUUUUUAUGUUGUUGUUGUGUGUGUUUACAUUGUUUUAUACAAGAGACGUCUCGAUUAUGAAGGGACUGAUGGACCACUUGAGGUCCGUCGUGUCACAGCUUACAGGACUUUCCUUGAUUUAAAUUCCUUAAACGGACAAACGUGUGUUCUGUAUUUCGUGUGCAAGUCAGGCCAAAGCUUUAUAAUUUAUCAACUCGUUAUUGUUUUUAAUACGAAGUGAGUUGAAUGUGAACUGCUGCUGAAACUGAUUGGUGGCCUUGAGAUGUAAAUGAACUUCAUGUUGGCUCACGUGCUUCCUAGUGCUUCCAACUGCUGUUUGUGUGCUGUUGUUGUUGUUUUUCUUUUAAUGGUCAGAUUUGAUUUGUGCGGCACAAAAAAGCUUAAUGGACCUCAUUAUUAUCAAAUGUGAAUUUCAGUCUCAGUUUAACGAAGUGAUCGCCGAUCGUCGUUAAAUCGAGACUAAAUUUCCGAGCAAACUGGAUUCGGAGCCCAACUUUACUUGAGUCAGUGUGCCUCUCUGUACUUCUGUAACUGAACAGUGCCAUGUCCUGUGAUACAAAUUAGCUGCUAUCUUCUGUCAGUUUUUUGGGGGGAUGGGAAAUCCAGUUUGGGUUGUGUUAGAUCUUUUUCUUCUUCUCCUUCUUUUUUUUUUUUUUUGAAACACCAGCUAAUUUUUUUAAAAAUUUAUUUUGUAUUACAUGGACUGCCAGUAUUUGACAUGAUCUUUAAAUGUAUUUUAAGCCGGUGCUGGUAUUCUACUAGCACUAGUCAGUGUUUCUGUGAUUUAUGUGAAAAAAAAAAGAAAUCUGUCACAUUUGAAAAUCUGCAAACUCAACAACAAAUCAAAUACAAUUUCUUUGGACCUUUUAUUGUCACUUGAAACUUGGAUUCUGGUCAGUAACUCUGUGCAUUUACUGUAUACUCUUAUUGUACUCUAAACAAAGCAAUGGAAGGUUGUCUUUAAGAAAAUACAUACAUGGAAUCCAGA
This is a messenger RNA of Stegastes partitus (bicolor damselfish), 5193 nucleotides long. RefSeq names its product DIS3 like 3'-5' exoribonuclease 2 (gene dis3l2). The record is from RefSeq and is a predicted model, not a curated record. The coding region runs from base 107 to 3268 and encodes 1053 amino acids. Lineage: Eukaryota; Metazoa; Chordata; Actinopteri; Pomacentridae. The transcript has 21 exons. Gene Ontology annotation, cellular component: P-body. Gene Ontology annotation, molecular function: 3'-5'-RNA exonuclease activity; RNA binding. Gene Ontology annotation, biological process: mRNA catabolic process; miRNA catabolic process.